AUGCCCGGCAGCCAGACCCGGAGCCGGACCAGAGACCGGACCAACGUCCUGAACCGGCCCGAGUUCAUGUCCCUGAACCAGCCGAGCCGCAGGGAGCACUCCGCUGGGGAGGGACGGGCCGGCGCUGGUCCACGGAGGCCCGUGCUGAGACAGCAGAGUCAGCAGGACGACACCGGAGCGAGGGGGUCCAGAGACCCCUCUGAGGGACCCCCAGCAGCAGACGGGAACCCAAAGGAGGCGACCCGCUGGCCCGAGCAGGACUGUAUGCAGCUGAACCCUACGUUUCGAGGCAUUGCCAUCAACUCUCUGCUCGCCAUUGACAUCAGCCUCUCCAAGCGUCUUGGAAUGUGCGUGGGGGCCCAUGGACCCGGGGCCCCGCUGCGCUCCAUGGUGACCCUGCUGGCCCUCACAGGACACGCCCUACCAUGGAUCUUUGGAACCCUGAUCUGUCUGUGGCGGAGCAACACACUGGCUGGACAGGAAGUCCUGGUCAACCUGCUGCUGGCCCUGAUCCUGGACCUGAUGACAGUUGCUGGGAUGCAGAAGUUGGUCAAGCGCAGAGGACCGUGGGACCUCCCUCCGGGGUUUUUGGACUGCAUUGCCAUGGAUAUGUAUUCUUUCCCGGCAGCCCAUGCCAGCCGGGCCGCCAUGGUGUCCAAGUUCCUGUUGAACCACCUGGUGCUGGCGGUCCCGCUGAGGAUCCUGCUCUACCUGUGGGCCUUCCUGGCGGGCGUGUCCCGGGUGCUGCUGGGGAAACACCACAUCUCGGACGUCGGCUGUGGAUUCGCUCUUGGCUUCCUGCACUUUAGCCUGGUGGAGUCUGUUUGGUUGGACUCAACCAUGUGUCAGACGCUGCUCUCCAUUGGCUCACUGCAAUGGACUCCACUGGUUUAGAAGCCAAUCAAACUUGUGUAGUAGUGGUUAAAACUGGUUCAAAUGGAAAUAAGACUGCAUCAUUUUUGAAUUGUGCCUUCAUGUUUUGGAGUAUACUGCUUUGGGAGGUUCUAGUUAUGAUCGGGAUCAGCUGGUCAGAUUGGCUAUAACUGGUAAAAAGCUGUGUAAAAUGGAUAAAAUGUUGUUUAGGCCAUUUUUGAAUGGUGCAACUGUGUUACACACAGCAGCUAAUUUAUCAGACUCAAUUUUAACUGGUAUGUGUAGACGGUCAUAAAGAAUGAGGUACAACUGGUUUAGUGAAUUUAUUAAGGAGAUCGGCAGGUUUGUUUCAGUGCCACCAAAUCUAGUCCGAUCCAGUCUGAACGAGUUGAAUCCAGUUAGAGCUGGAACAACCCGUCUAAACUUACUGCAACUGGCUUGGACUGGUCUAAACUACUGACUUGUUGGUCGUGGAUACUUUGUUUCAUUGUGCUAAACCGGCUGAGCUCUGGUUGUAACUGGGUAAAUCUGGUUUAAACUGGAUUAGGUGAUGUUAUAACAGUUGAUACAAUGUGUUGAUGGCUGUGAUGGUUGACGGAUGUAGGUCCAGGUCUGGUUUGGAGCUCUAAGGGGAACGGUUUAGUGAAUCUGGUCUCUGAGCUUUGAACAUUUGGUUUGUUGUGGUUUUAGGGAAUGGGUGGUGCAACAGGAAGUGCCUCUGCUCAGACUUCCUGGUUUUAACUUUACUAAAUAUUUUCUUCUCAGUUUGAACUUUUUUUUUUUUUUUUUUUUUUUACC
Molecule: messenger RNA, 1671 nt
Organism: Fundulus heteroclitus (mummichog)
Lineage: Eukaryota; Metazoa; Chordata; Actinopteri; Cyprinodontiformes; Fundulidae
Product: inactive phospholipid phosphatase 7
Exons: 4
Coding region: 1-894 (297 amino acids)
Cellular component (GO): nuclear envelope
Molecular function (GO): sphingosine-1-phosphate phosphatase activity
Source: RefSeq, a predicted model, not a curated record